AUGGAGUUCACCAUCCACGAGAUAAACAACAGAACAGAUCUCCUGCCGGGAAUCACGUUAGGAUACCAGAUACACGACUCGUGCUCUGAAGUGCCGAUGGCUGUUAAAGUUGCAUUUCAGUUUGCAAACGGCAUGGAACCAUUUUACAAUGAUACUGAUUCCUGUUCAAAAUCUGCAGCCGCCGCUGUUCCUGCUCUCGUGGGAGAGACUUCUUCCACCCCGUCAAUGAGCAUGGCUAGAAUGCUGGGUCUUUUUGGAAUUCCACAGGUGAGUCACUACGCAACCUGCGCAUGUCUGAGCGAUAAGCGUCAGUAUCCUGCCUUCCUCAGGACCAUCCCUAGUGACCACCACCAAGCGGCCGCACUAGCAAGAAUGGUGAAGUAUUUUGGCUGGACAUGGAUUGGGGCAGUGCGCAGCGACACAGACUAUGGAAAUAAUGGAAUGGCUGCGUUUCUAAAAGCUGCGCAGGAGGAGGGCAUCUGUGUGGAGUACUCCGAGUCCUACUACAGAACACAACCGCGCAGUAAACUGGAGAGAGUGGCGAACGUCAUCCGCAGAUCAACAGCCCGGGUAAUAGUAGCGUUUGUUAACUCAGGUGAAAUGAGGUUUCUGUUGGAGGAACUGGCGAGACAGCCGCCGCCUCCCCUUCAGUGGAUCGGCAGCGAAUCCUGGAUCAUAAAUCCAGACCUUUUGCGCUUUAACAUGUGCGCUGGGGCGAUAGGAUUUGGGUUCCCCCGCUCAGUGAUUCCAGGUCUUCGUGAGUUUCUUCUGGAUCUCUCUCCAGAACAAGCACUGAAAUCACCUCUGCUGACGGAGUUUUGGGAGAGCUCGUUCAGCUGUAGCCUAAAAGGCUCCUCAGGGGGCGCGCGGGAAUGUGACGGCAGUGAGGAUAUCCGCGCGCUGCAAAAUCCAUAUACAGAUACGACACAAUUGCGCGUGACUAACAUGGUGUACAAAGCUACGUAUGCCAUAGCGCAUGCCAUCCACAGUGUUAUCUGUAAUGACACGCAGUGUGACAAGAGCGCUAAAUUCGCCCCAUGGCAGAUACUCGACCAGCUCAAGAGAGUGAACUUCACUACAAAGAAUGGUUAUCAGGUCUCGUUUGAUUCCAGUGGUGAUCCUGUGGCCGUCUACGAGCUCAUAAACUGGCAGGUUAAUAAAGAUGGUGGUUUGGAGUUUGUGACUAUGGGUCACUAUGACUCAUCCAGACCAAAAGGCCAGGAGUUUAGUAUGAGCAGAGCUAUCAGCUGGGUUGGGGGACAGAACGAGGUGCCAAGAUCUGUGUGCAGUGAGAGCUGUCCUCCAGGAACCAGGAAGGCUGUGCAGAAAGGAAAGCCAGUCUGCUGCUAUGACUGUAUACCAUGUGCAGAAGGAGAGAUCAGUAACAAGACAGACUCUUUGAACUGUGUGCGCUGUCCUCCUGAAUUCUGGCCCAACGCCCAGCGAGACAGCUGCCUCCCCAAGCCUGUGGAGUUCUUGUCCUGGGACGACACUCUGAGCAUCAUCCUGACAGUGUUCUCCAUCACUGGGGCCUUCAUAGCUGUAUGUGUGACUGCUGUCUUCUACAAACACAGAACUUCUCCCAUCGUCCGAGCCAACAAUUCAGAGCUGAGCUUCCUGCUGCUCUUCUCACUGACUCUGUGUUUCCUCUGCUCACUUACUUUCAUUGGUCAGCCCUCUGAGUGGUCCUGUAAACUACGCCACACAGCGUUUGGGAUCACCUUCGUCCUCUGCAUCUCCUGUGUUCUGGGGAAAACAAUAGUGGUGUUAAUGGCCUUCAGAGCUACACUUCCAGGCAGUAAUGCCAUGAAAUGGUUUGGGCCUCCACAGCAGAGACUCAGUGUUCUUGCUUUCACUCUCAUACAGGUCCUUAUUUGUGUUCUUUGGUUGACAAUAUCUCCUCCUUUCCCCUUCAAAAAUCUAAAGCACUACAAGGAAAGGAUAAUACUGGAAUGUGGAUUAGGUUCAGCUAUAGGUUUCUGGGCUGUGCUGGGUUAUAUAGGAUUUCUGGCUCUUUUGUGUUUUAUUUUGGCUUUUCUAGCACGGAAGCUGCCUGAUAACUUUAAUGAAGCCAAGUUCAUCACAUUCAGCAUGCUCAUAUUCUGUGCAGUUUGGGUUACCUUUAUCCCAGCUUAUGUCAGCUCUCCAGGAAAGUUCACUGUAGCUGUAGAGAUAUUUGCUAUCUUGGCCUCAAGCUUUGGUUUGAUUAUUUGUAUUUUCGCUCCCAAGUUUUUCAUAAUUAUUUUUCGGCCAGAGCAGAAUACCAAGAAACACAUUAUGGUGAAUAUCAAGCGACUGCUGGAUGGAAACUUGGCGAAUGCAGCACUGACUGCGCUGGACUCUUUUGGAACACUUCAUGUUAAUCUAAGGGGUCUGCGCUUCGCUCGUGCCAUGGAGUUCACCAUCCACGAAAUCAACAACAGAACAGAUCUACUGCCGGGAAUCACGUUAGGAUACCAGAUACACGAUUCGUGCUCUGAAGUGCCGAUGGCUGUUAAAGUUGCAUUUCAGUUUACUAACGGCAUGGAACCAUUUUACAAUUAUAUUGAUUCCUGUUCAAAAUCUGCAUCUUCUGCUGUUCCUGCUCUCAUAGGAGAUUCUUCUUCCACCCCGUCAAUGAGUAUGGCCAGACUGCUGGGUCUUUUUGGAAUUCCACAGGUGAGUCACUACGCAACCUGCGCAUGUCUGAGCGAUAAGCGUCAGUAUCCCUCCUUUCUCAGGACCGUGCCUAGUGACUAUCACCAAGCGACCGCACUAGCAAGAAUGGUCAAGCAUUUUGGCUGGACAUGGAUUGGGGCAGUGCGCAGCGACACAGACUAUGGAAAUUAUGGAAUGGCGGCGUUUCUAAAGGCUGCGCAAGAGGAGGGCAUCUGUGUGGAGUACUCCGAGUCCUACUACAGAACACAACCGCGCAGUAAACUGGAGAGAGUGGCAAACGUCAUCCGCAGAUCAACAGCCCGAGUAAUAGUAACGUUUCUUGCCGCGAGCGACAUAAAGUUUAUUUUUGAAGAACUGACAAGACAGCCGCCGCCUCCCCUUCAGUGGAUCGGCAGCGAGACGUGGAUCAUAGAUCCAGAUAUUCUGCGCUUUAACAUGUGCGCUGGGGCGAUAGGUUUUGGCAUCCCCCGCUCAGUGAUUCCAGGUCUCCGUGAGUUUCUUCUGGAUCUCUCUCCAGAACAAGCACUGAAAUCGCCUCUGCUAACGGAGUUUUGGGAGAGCUCGUUCAGCUGUAGCCUAAAGGCUCCUCAGAGGGGCGCGCGGGAAUGUGACGGCAGCGAGGAUAUCCGCGCGCUGCAGAACGCAUAUACAGACACGUCGCAGCUGCGCAUCACUAACAUGGUGUACAAAGCUACGUAUGCCAUAGCGCAUGCCAUCCACGGUGUUAUCUGUAAUGACACGAAGUGCGACAAGAGCGCUAAAUUCACACCAUGGAAGAUACUCGACCAGCUCAAGAGAGUGAACUUCACUACAAAGAAUCGUUAUCAGGUCUCGUUUGAUUCCAGUGGAGAUCCUGUUGCCGUCUAUGAGCUCAUAAACUGGCAGGUUAAGAAAGAUGGUGGUUUGGAAAUUGUGACUGUGGGCCACUUUGACUCAUCCAGACCAAGAGGCCAGGAGUUCAGUAUGAGCAGAGCUAUCAGCUGGGUGGGGGAACAGAAAGAGGUGCCAAGAUCUGUGUGCAGUGAGAGCUGUCCUCCAGGAACCAGGAAGGCUGUGCAGAAAGGAAAGCCAGUCUGCUGCUUUGACUGUAUACCAUGUGCAGAAGGAGAGAUCAGUAACAAGACAGAUGCUUUGAACUGUGUGCAAUGCCCUCCUGAGUUCUGGCCCAACACCGGGCAAGACAGCUGCCUCCCCAAGCCUGUGGAGUUUCUAUCCUGGGACGACACGCUGAGCAUCAUCUUGACAGUGUUCUCCAUCUCUGGGGCCUUCAUAGCUGUAUGUGUGACUGCUGUCUUCUACAAACACAGAACUUCUCCAAUCGUCCGAGCGAACAACUCAGAGCUGAGCUUCCUGCUGCUCUUCUCACUGACUCUGUGUUUCCUCUGUUCACUUACUUUCAUUGGUCAGCCCUCUGAGUGGUCUUGUAUGCUGCGUCACACAGCGUUUGGGAUCACCUUCGUCCUCUGUAUCUCCUGUGUUCUGGGGAAAACAAUAGUGGUGUUAAUGGCCUUCAGAGCUACACUUCCAGGCAGUAAUGCCAUGAAAUGGUUUGGGCCUCCACAGCAGAGACUCAGUGUUCUCACCUUCACUCUAAUACAGGUCCUUAUUUGUGUUAUUUGGUUGACAACAGCACCUCCUUUCCCCUUCAAAAAUCUGAAAUACUACAAGGAAAGGAUAAUACUGGAAUGUGGAUUAGGUUCAGCUAUAGGUUUCUGGGCUGUGCUGGGUUAUAUAGGAUUUCUGGCUCUUUUGUGUUUUAUUUUGGCUUUUCUAGCACGAAAGCUGCCUGAUAACUUUAAUGAAGCCAAGUUCAUCACAUUCAGCAUGCUCAUAUUCUGUGCAGUCUGGAUCACCUUUAUCCCAGCUUAUGUCAGCUCUCCUGGAAAGUUUACCGUAGCUGUAGAGAUAUUUGCUAUUCUGGCCUCAAGCUUUGGUUUAAUUAUUUGUAUUUUUGCUCCUAAAUGUUUUAUAAUUGUUUUUAGGCCAGAGCAGAAUACCAAGAAACACCUGAUGGGUAAAGUUCCCUCCAAGGCUCUCUGA
This is a messenger RNA of Colossoma macropomum (tambaqui), 4698 nucleotides long. RefSeq names its product vomeronasal type-2 receptor 1-like. Gene Ontology annotation, biological process: G protein-coupled receptor signaling pathway. The record is from RefSeq and is a predicted model, not a curated record. Gene Ontology annotation, cellular component: membrane. Lineage: Eukaryota; Metazoa; Chordata; Actinopteri; Characiformes; Serrasalmidae. Gene Ontology annotation, molecular function: G protein-coupled receptor activity.